Messenger RNA from Sinocyclocheilus grahami, 1374 nucleotides. RefSeq lists its product as uncharacterized. The transcript is spliced from 3 exons. The record is from RefSeq and is a predicted model, not a curated record. NCBI's taxonomy places the organism in Eukaryota, Metazoa, Chordata, Actinopteri, Cypriniformes, Cyprinidae. The coding region runs from base 1 to 1374 and encodes 457 amino acids.
AUGUGUACCACAGACCAGGCACCAGUGCAACAAUGUUUCUUUAUCUCCACUGCCCACACAGAUGAUCUUCUGUACAGAAAUGUGGAAAGGUUAUGGCAACUGGACGUGUUGCCUUUUCACAAUGAGAAGCUGGUGGUCCGGUCCAGACAAGAUAACGAGGCUAUGCAGCUGCUUGAGUCCCAAACGCAGCAAGUCAGUGUACAGGGUGUACAACGUUACGCCACCCCUCUUCUGUGGAAGCCAGAUGCACUUAAGCUCAAGGGGUCUAUGCAAUCUGUUCUUGCAAACCUGAGGAGUACUGAAAGGAGACUCCAGAAAGACCCUAAGAAGGCCUCAAUCAACUCGGGAGAGAUUGCCAAGCUCAUCAAAGCAGGUUAUGUAGCCAAACUCAACCAAAGGGAAGCAGCCCAGGCAGAAGAAACAUGGUACCUGCCCCACCAUCUGGUGAGCCAUAACAAUAAGCCCUCCUGCCUGGUUCUGCCCUUGGACCAUCACUGUUCGUCUCCUACCAAAGGACAGACCCGUCUGGAGCUUUGUGCCGCCUUAGCUGGAGCACAGCUAGCCAGACUGGUGAAGAAUGAGAUGACUCUCUCCAUCAGUCAGACAGUCCUAUGGACAGACUCCUUGACUGUGCUAGAGUGGAUUCAGUCAGACUCCUGUCGAUAUAAGGUGUUUGUCGGAACCCGAGUCUCUGAGAUGCAGGAAUUAACAGACCACAGAUCCUGGAGGUACGUGAAUACACAGGAAAACCCCGCUGACGACAUAACACGAGGUAAAUCGCUCCAAAGUCUGGCUGAGCCUAGUCGAUGGAGUCAAGGACCUCCAUUCUUGAAACAGAGCCAAGAGCACUGGCCUAAGAAACCUGAACUCACACAGUCAGAGGAAGCAUCCGAAUUGAAAGGGCUUCCAUGCUACUGCCUAAUAGCAGUUAACACUGCCUCCAACAUCCCUGAUUCUACCCAGUUCAGUUCAUGGAGUGAAUUAGUGGAGGCAACUCGACAGGCCUGCCAAGGGGUGGCCACAUCGGAUUCUGCAUCCAGUGAGCCCAUGACUAGUAAAGAGGCAGAAGCUGCCCUGCUAAGAGCAUGCCAACUCCAGAGCUUUCCCGAAGAAGUUGCUGCCCUCAAGGCACAGAAAUCAGUUCCUGCACACAGCCGAUUAGUCAGCCUUGCUCCGGAAUGGGAUCCACUGAAAACCAUGAUAAGAGUUGGAGGCCGAUUAAGGAGGCUAGCAAACUCAGACCCAGAACAAAUCCACCCCAUUGUGCUGGACCCAAGACAUGCAGUAACGAAGCUCCUCAUCAAAGAAUUUGAUGAGCGUCUGUUACACCCAGGAGCAGAAAGAGUCUACGCUGAAAUACGUAGACAGUACUAG